This is a messenger RNA of Oryzias latipes (Japanese medaka), 2852 nucleotides long. RefSeq names its product matrix metallopeptidase 17a (gene mmp17a). Lineage: Eukaryota; Metazoa; Chordata; Actinopteri; Beloniformes; Adrianichthyidae. Gene Ontology annotation, cellular component: extracellular matrix. Gene Ontology annotation, biological process: collagen catabolic process; extracellular matrix organization; proteolysis. The record is from RefSeq and is a predicted model, not a curated record. Gene Ontology annotation, molecular function: metalloendopeptidase activity; zinc ion binding.
GGAGUUCUCUCUCCUCGCUGUGAGCGUCGACAGGCGGUCUCCUCCGCUCGGCAUGGUUUGGAGCGGACCUGCGCGCUCGCUCCACGGACAUUUAACGCGGCAUGGAGUUGACAUAAGACUCGACAAAGCAAGUUCCGUUUGGUCUGAAAACAAAGUUAGUCCCUCUCAGCGUCGCUUCAGCCAGCAGUUUUCAUGUGUUUUAUCUGUUUGCGCUCUGCGGGCGCAUUUUUUCUCUGUUUCGGCGUGAUUUACGCGGCGGAUGCGGCUUUUGCGCUCGACGCGCGCGUGCUCCGCAGGAUCAGUCUGUCGUAGGGAAUCAUGAUUUCUCGGGUUUUUCUGAAAUCCACGAGGAAUACCUCCCCUGACAUGCUGCUUCUGGUGCCCGUGCUGUCGUUCCUGUCCCUGACUGGAGCGGCUCCCUCUCUGACCACGGAGCAGCUGGACAUGGGGGUGGACUGGCUCAGUAAGUUCGGCUACCUCCCGCCGGCUGACCCGGUGACCGGUCAGCUUCAGACCAAAGAGGCCCUGACCAAGGCGAUCAAAGCCAUGCAGAAGUUUGGAGGACUAAAGGAAACUGGAGUUUUCGACCAAGCCACUCUAGGCCUAAUGAAAACACCCAGAUGUUCAUUGCCAGAUGUGCCUCAAGUGGAGGCAACACUCGGGCGCAAAAGAAGAAGUGUGACUCCACAGAACAAAUGGAAUAAGCGGCAUCUCACGUGGAGAGUGAGGACCUUCCCCAAAGACUCGGCUCUGUUGGGCAGAGACACCGUCCGAGCGCUCAUGUACUACGCCCUGAAAGUCUGGAGCGACAUCGCCCCUCUGAACUUCCACGAGGUGGCCGGAAACGACGCGGACAUUCAGAUCGACUUCACCAAAGCCGACCACAACGACGGAUACCCCUUUGACGGUCCGGGAGGAACGGUGGCACACGCCUUCUUCCCCGGAGAGAGGUUCACAGCGGGAGAUACACACUUUGACGACGACGAGGCGUGGACGUUCAGAUCACCAGACUCUCACGGGAUGGAUCUGUUCGCAGUGGCAGUCCACGAGUUCGGUCACGCCAUCGGCCUCGUGCACACCUCCGCCAUGGAGUCCAUCAUGAGACCCUAUUACCAGGGUCCAGUGGGAGACCCUCUGAAAUAUGACCUGCCCUACGAGGACAAAGUGCGAGUCUGGCAGCUCUACGGAGUGAGAGACACGGUGUCCCACACAAACCAGCCGGGCAACCCCUCGCAGACAGCUGAGCCUCCUGUCCUGCUGGACCUUCCGGAAAACAAAUCCACUCUUCUGCUGACAGGAGACGUUCCAGACAGAUGCACCAGUCACUUUGAUGCCGUGGCCCAGAUUCGAGGGGAGGCCUUCUUUUUCAAAGGGAAGUAUUUCUGGAGACUAACAAGAGAAAAGCACCUGGUAUCUCUGCGUCCUGCUCAGAUCCACCGCUUCUGGAGAGGCCUCCCUACCAACCUUGACAGCGUGGAUGCCGUCUACGAGAGGCCCGGAGACCACAAAAUUGUAUUUUUCAAAGGUCUGAAGUACUGGGUAUUUAAAGACAAUAUCGUGGAGGAGGGUUAUCCUCGACCAAUCAGUGACUUUGGUCUUCCCGUGGAGGCUGUGGAUGCUGCCUUUGUUUGGCUCCACAAUGACAAAACGUACUUCUUUAAGGACAACCGCUUCUGGCGCUAUGACGACCACCUGAGACGUAUGGACCUGGGCUACCCCAAAGACAGCAUCCUCUGGAAAGGACUGCCAUCUGAACUGGAUGACGCCAUGAGGUGGUCUGACGGUUCAUCCUAUUUCUUCAAGGGGAAGGAGUACUGGCAGGUGCCGGGCAGCAACAUGGAGGUGGAGGCUGGUUCCCCCCGCCUGAUCGCAAAGGACUGGCUGUUCUGCACGGAGAUGCAGUCGGACUCUCCGGACACAGAGGCCAAAAGCACCGAGACCAGGGUCAACGUGCACCGCCACCCCGACCACGCAGAGAAUGGGUUCGAGGUGUGCUCCUGCACCUCCGACACCGCCUCGCCUAUAUGCCCCUCCCCAAGCCCGAUGUGGCUGCUGCCCCCCCUGUGGACGCUCCUGCGGAGCCUCGGCUCCGAUCUGCUAUGAUGCUGAAACUCAGGACUAAGAGCCCCAGCAGCUGGAAAAUGUUAAUACUAUUAUACUCUUUUGGAUUUUAUUUUCUUUUUUCACUGUUAUUUAUUAAAGGUGUCGGUUUUUGGGGACACCGCCAACAUUUAUAUGAGCGCCAUCCAACUUUUAAUGCUUUAAAAAUGUUUCAUUGAGUCAUCAAAAUGCCACACGUCCACAAGUUAAGACUUUAUGGAGUAGAAGCGCGUUCCCAAAGCGCUUCAUUGGGUUUCUUUGUUCUCCGGGUGCAGCAAAGCCUCACUAACACUAAUUUAACUCAUUGUGAGCCAGAAAAAGAAACUUUUUGGCACUAAAGCUUUUAUUGUUUAUGUCCUAUUUACUUAAAUUGAAAUAGCAAAGAAUCACACUUUUAAACAUACUACAUUUUCCGCAGUGUAGGGCACGCCGGAUUUUAAGGCGCAGCAUUAAUGAGCUAUUGUCAUAUAUAUGAACUUGUGUCAUAUAUAAGAUGCACCAAACUAUAAGGCGUAUUGAGCGAGAAGAGUCAGAGAUUAGUCGAUCAAUCAGACUUUAUUAACUCUAGAAUGUAUUUGUAAUACACAACCUGUUAGCCACGUUAACAUGUUCACAAUAUUGGUAACUCCCAAUUUGGUUUGCAACUCGUAGAGGAGACUGAUACCACUAAAAAAAAACGUUACUGUGACUACGCUAACUCCCAACCUUGAUGGUGACAAAAAACACAGUACAGUGGGGCAAAAAAGUAUUAA